Saprolegnia diclina VS20 is the source of this 1081-nucleotide messenger RNA. RefSeq lists its product as hypothetical. NCBI's taxonomy places the organism in Eukaryota, Oomycota, Saprolegniomycetes, Saprolegniales, Saprolegniaceae. The record is from RefSeq and is a predicted model, not a curated record. The transcript is spliced from 5 exons. The coding region runs from base 1 to 906 and encodes 301 amino acids.
AUGGGAAACCGCUCCCGCAGCAAGCGGUACGAGAUCAACGAGGCCCUUGAGGGUGCUUCGCUACCAAAGAUCGGGGCCUACGAUGUAUCGUUGCCCACCGUCAAAGACCCACAUGGCUACCUCGCCAUGUACCUCGAGGAUAAGAAUGCCAAGUCCUGUGUGUCGCUGCACGACAAGCCGCCACCCCUGCCUCCGCCCCGCCAGUUCAAACCCUCUCUCGUCCAAACCCGCAGCUGGAUCGACGACGAGGACAAGCAUUGGCUCGACCGUAGUCUGAGCGUGAUUGAUGCCAAAGCGGUGCGCGCAUGCGUGAGCGACCACCAGCGCAUCAAUAGUGAGCUGGUAGCGCUCCACGCCAAAGUGGCGGCGGCCCACGAAGCCCUCGCACGGGAGCAGGUACAGCGCAAGGAGCUGCUCGCUGCGAUCGCGGGUGCGGAGGCACUCGCUCCGGUGUGCCACGACCGCAGAGCCACGCACGAGACACAGCUUCGCGUGCUCGAGAACGCGAUCGCGUCGACAGCCGCCGACAGUCGCAAGCAGCGGGCGCAGGUUGCUGCCGCCAAAGUGGCCCUGGAGGCCGUGCAGCAGCGCCUCCACAGCGGGCGCACGGCUGUGGCUGAGGAAGCCGCCAUACGGGACGCGGUCCAGCACGAGCACGCUACAAGAGAAGCCGUGUCGGCGAGUGUCGCGGCCGCGAUGCAGCGCAUGGAGGUCGAGGCAUUGCGGCGCGACGCCGCCUUGCGCGAGAUCCAAACGCAAUGCGACGACGAAGCCAAGCGGCUGGCGCACCUCAAGCGGGAGGCCAAGGCGAGCGCGACGCGAUGCCAAAGCGUCGCACAGUUCGUGUCGCAGUGCACGCGCGAGUACGCCGAGCGCGGCUUUGCACUUCCUCCGAUCGAGCGCUGAAGAUGAGGAGUUUGCACAAGCCUCCGAGCACAACCGUGCUGCAUUCAACGCGGCGCGGCCACAGGCCAACGUAAGCCGCUACGACCCCGCCGCAGGGUGUCGACCCGCCUUUAGCAAGGAACGUCGUCGCUACUUGCGUAAAAUCAACCAAAUGAAACGUUGACACGCUCGACGG